Chara braunii is the source of this 2946-nucleotide messenger RNA. NCBI's taxonomy places the organism in Eukaryota, Viridiplantae, Streptophyta, Charophyceae, Charales, Characeae. The record is from the annotation of a GenBank genome assembly.
GGCCCACCCGAAGUUGCGCACCAUCGCCAUUAGUGUUAUGCACUUGUGGACGUCUGCCUCUCCAGCGGAGAGGAACUCGGCGCAGCACGAGUGCAUCAACACGGCGAGGCGCUGCAAGCUUGGGUUUGCCAAGCUUGCACAACUGGUUGAGAUUGCCACCAAUCUCAAACUGGCCUCGUGCGCACGACAGGGUGGUGGCUACGUGUUGCCAUGGGUUAUGGGGACCGGUCGGGAGGGGACGGCGGCAGAGGACGAGGAUGAGGAGGGAGACGUGGAGCCCGAGGUGUGGGGAGCGCGACCUGCUGCCAGUGUUCCCGAGCAGGAGAUCCAGCGGCAGAUUGUCGCUUUCCAUGACAGCCGACCGUCCAGAGCCCAUUCGGUUCAGGACGUGUUCGGCAAGAGGGCGACGGAGCUGCGACCGUGGUCAAAGGGUGGGGAUGAUGCGGAUGCUGAUGCGGCAGACGACGACAUCGAUGACGAGUGGACAGACGAUGAUGACACGCUGCUGAGUCGCGACCCGACGGCUGAGCGGGUGUACUUCACUUACGGUGGGGGACGUGACGGCAUGGAUUCAUUCACAUCAGUUAUCACUGGUGAUUUGCCGUCGACCGCACAGGCGAGUGGCAGCAGCAGAGUCGGUGGUGGUCGUGGAGGUCCUAGAGGACGUUCGCAUGUGGAGGUUGGCGUCGACGACUCGGGGGAGCAGCAGCCACGGGGAGGUCUUCGGCAGACAGGCAGGCGUUGGGAGGUUAGGAGCGACAGCGAGGUCGAAGAGGAGGCCGAGGAGGAGGCCGAGGAUGGGCGGGUGCCCCUUCACGAUCGUCGUUUCUCUCCCUCCCAUCAUCGGAUCACUGCACAGCCCGAGGCACUUAGGCGUUCGGAGAGGUUGGCGUUGACGACGGGCAGAGACCGGACACAUGACGACGAGGAUCGUGGGGGGGAGAGGACUCCUUCCGACGCCGGUAUCCGCCCCCGCUCGCCAUCGGAGCUCCGCACACACGACUUUGAUGUCGGAGGGCUUGGUGGGGGCUUGGGAGAUUUCAGUGUCGAGGGACGUCGACAUGCCUCACCGUCGGAGGUGCGCACCGACGCGGACGUUGUGCGGGGCCCUGUUGAGAUUGAGGAGGAGAGGGAUGCCCAUUUGGACCAAGAGGAGGAGGAGCGUCUGGGGAACUUGCCACGAUGGGAGGGUCGGUUUGCGUAUCUUGACGAGCAGCGUCGGCAGAGGGAGUUGGGGAUACCGAGGGUGUCGGGGGAGACGAUGGACCGGACGGAGGUGAUGACGACGACCACGGUCCCGAGGAUGAUGCCUGUUCGUCGGGUCGGGUACCGGUUGCGGGCGGAUUACGACGUCGGGAGGGGCGUCUUCACGGGACGUACGCCAGUUCAGCCGCAGGCUGCAGAGGGUGGGUCCGGACGUCCGAGCCUGCAGAUGGCAGGCCGCAUGCUCGGUUUGUCACGAGCGGAGACGAGGAGAUCAUUGGUCCUCGAGGCCGCAGGGACAUCCACGGACAUGCUGGGGGGACAGCAGUACACAUCGGGCGAUGAGGGGUUGUUGAUGCGUCUUGGGACGAGACGACAGCGCGGCCUCGCGGAGGUUGAGGCUCGACUCGCGGUAGAGGUCGCCGCUGGCCAGGCAGCAUUGGACGCAAUUCAGAGGGAGAGAGAGAUGGGGAUUGCUGCACGGGCGUCAGAGGACGAGGACGCAGACACAGAGUCCGAGCCGAUCGAGACUGCGGCCCUGGACCCGGACAAGUGCGGGGACUCCACUCCGGUUAUGUGGCACAAGGCCAUCAAACAGCCCUCGGCCCUAGAUCUCACGAAUCUACGCAAAGUCUGGAGCGCGGGGAGACCUUACCUCAAGUGCAGCCGCAAGCAGGGGGAGGAGGAUAAGAACUGCCCCGACGGUCCCUUAUGGGUCGAUCACACCAUUUGGUACCUCCUGGCACAUCCGGACAUCCUAUUCCCCACGAUGUCGUCAAUCAAGGUCAGAAUGUCGAUGCUAGUUCAUUACCUUAGGACCACGUGGCGGGAGGCCGUGAUCGGCUGCAUCACCUUCAUGUGCGUAAGAGAAGUCAUGAUGGAUCUCAUCGAGGCGAUGGAGCAGAAUCCGCAGCACACAGCUGAAACGGUGAUCAGGGACGAGAGGCUAUGGAGGCAUCAGCUUCCACCGACGCUCGGAAGAUUGCUUCUUCCGAGGAGGAUCCCUGACACACCAAGAAGGGUGGUCCCAGCCCCCAGGAACAGGAACCCCGUCGCACAGAUUCAUGCCCAAUGCAGGCUCAACUUCCAAGCGAUUAACAGAGCUAACGGCGGCGCAGCACCUGCAACUGCUCAAGCGCAACCCGUAGCCCAAGGGGAUAAUCGUAUGGCAGCGCAGGCUGACCAGCAGCAGCAGCAACCCAUCCAGCAGCAGGCGCAGCAGCUGAGGGUAGCAACAGCUGGAUUGCUAACAGCAGCAGCAGGGAGCAGUAGCUUCCACAUCACGAACCUCGGGCAAGGGAUGACACAACCACAGGACGCUAGUACUGCCAUGCAGGAGAUCACAAAAGAUGGGCCUGAGCAAGCGAGGGCGGGACGACGAUCAUCUCAGCAGAACAGCCAACCACCUAUCGUUGCCACUCCGGUUUCUGCACAAUCGUUAGCAGCGCGUUGUCCAUAUACCCGCGGGAAAAGGAGAUCACCUGAAGAAGUCUGAGACAUUGACUCAACACACUCUCAACCAAGCAAGAAGCAGAAGCGGAAAGCCUCCUACAACAGACGGAUUCAGAUACUAACAUCUUGAGAGAAGACAGGAUCAUCUCGUUGCUAAUGACCGCGUCGCACUCCCUUCUCUUCUAAGCAUUCUCGCUCCCUCUUUCUCUCACCAACCCCUUCCAUAUUUUCCUUCGUCUUUUCGACAACUUUGAUAAUGCAUGCUUGAGCUAAUGAAUGCGAGAAGGCGCG